Molecule: messenger RNA, 1395 nt
Organism: Perkinsus marinus ATCC 50983
Lineage: Eukaryota; Perkinsozoa; Perkinsida; Perkinsidae
Exons: 3
Coding region: 1-1395 (464 amino acids)
Source: RefSeq, a predicted model, not a curated record
AUGUCGUGGAUGUCCUUUCGUUUGGCUCACACUAUUUCGCUAUGUUGCAUUGUUCUGUGCGUGUCUGCUGCUACCGAUUGCAGUAAAGGUGAUAAGUACUGUACUGCUAUUUUACCUGGUUCCGUCAACGACUACGGGGGCUUCGUCAACGACUACCACGACGGCUUCGUCAACGACUACCACAAAGGUUCCGUCAACGACUACGGGGGCUUCGUCAACGACUACCACGACGGCUUCGUCAACGACUACCACAAAGGUUCCGUCAACGACUACUACGACGGCUUUGUCAACGACUACCACGACGGCUUUGUCAACGACUACCACGAUGGCUUCGUCAACGACUACCACGACGGCUUCGUCAACGACUACCACGACGGCUUUGUCAACGACUACAGGGGCUUCGUCAAUGACGACCACGAAGGCUUUGUCAACGAUGACUACGAUGGUGACCCCAGUCUUACUGACUUUGGUGCUUCUGAUAUGGGCAAGUUGUGGAACACUGGCGAUGUGUAUGUGAAUAUCGCUGAUUAUACCAACUAUGACCGUAUUCAUAACCCGGAGAGGCUCCUUCCGUGGAUGAAGGGAUGGAGGAAGCAAACUGGCAAUACUGAGAGGAUUUGGUUGACUUACGGUGACACAGAGAAGUCCAAUGGGAAAAGGAUGGCAGACUUCGUGGAUACCUUCGAAGAGUACUUGGAAAAUUAUAUUUCGGCAGAAGACAUGCGGGAAAUUGCUCCCAUCGGUUUGAGCUACGAUAUUGAGCACAUGCAGCCGGAGGAUAUUAAGACGACUUUGCUGAAGGCUCAGCAGAUGAAGAAGGAUGUUAGCAAGAAAAUGGGCUAUGCCCCUGGUUCUCUGCUUAUUGAUUCGGCCAUCGAGGGUCAGAAAAAUACUCUGGGUACUCAGUACAUUAUGCAGUAUGCCGACCAUGCUACGAUGAUGCUCUAUCGUAACGCUAUUGACGGUGACUAUGCAGAUGAUCUCGUUUAUCGUAUGAAUUAUAUGAUGACAGAACAGUGUGCUGUGUGUACUCAACCAGGAUGGGAGAACUUGAAGGCCAAGAUCACCAUCAUGUUGGAAGGUUCUUGCACUGUUGGUAAAUACUGCCACAAGCUUUCUAUGUGUGCUUACGAUGCCGCAGCUUAUCCCAACUCCACUGGUGGUAUUGAAUAUGCAUGGGAGUUGCUCAACGAGUUGAAGGCCCGUACGGUUUCUGAUGGUAUUCUCACGCAGGAGCAGUUCGAUUUCCUCUAUGAUAUCCAUGGUUCCCUGUAUGUUGUUCAUAACUGGGAAUGGGUUAGAUGUUACUAUGGUGACAGUUUUUCUCUCGAGAUGGGAUAUUCCGAUUGUUUAGAUCAAUAUCACGAACUCAGUGGCAAGUGCCGAGCAGAGUGA